AUGGGCUCAAUCACAUCUGGCCACCCAGGAAGUGUCAACACCCGGAACAAAGCCAUUCUCAGCAUCUUCGCUGUAAUGGCCGGCAGUUGGAUGCUCUUCCGCGCUCAAUCGCCGAAUAAAGAUGACGUGCUGUUGUCAAAGGCGGAUGUUGAUACUACGUUGAAGGGACAGACGACUAGGGGGAAGUCGGGAAGGUCCAUGGCGCACCAAGAUCAAGAUUGA
Molecule: messenger RNA, 222 nt
Organism: Aspergillus ruber CBS 135680
Lineage: Eukaryota; Fungi; Ascomycota; Eurotiomycetes; Eurotiales; Aspergillaceae
Exons: 2
Coding region: 1-222 (73 amino acids)
Source: RefSeq, a predicted model, not a curated record